Molecule: messenger RNA, 5105 nt
Organism: Artibeus jamaicensis (Jamaican fruit-eating bat)
Lineage: Eukaryota; Metazoa; Chordata; Mammalia; Chiroptera; Phyllostomidae
Gene: GPRC6A
Product: G protein-coupled receptor class C group 6 member A
Exons: 6
Coding region: 72-2858 (928 amino acids)
Biological process (GO): G protein-coupled receptor signaling pathway
Cellular component (GO): membrane
Molecular function (GO): G protein-coupled receptor activity
Source: RefSeq, a predicted model, not a curated record
ACGUGUUGUUGGCACUCUGUGAGCUUAAUGAUUCCUAAGAACUUGCAUAAAGUGAGCUAGGAGACAGAAACAUGGCCUCAUUGAGUGUACUGAUUACAUGCUGUGUGAUCAUUCUUGCUACGUCCCAGCCUUGUCAGAGCCCUGAUGACUUUGUGGCUGCCACUGCUCCGGGGCAUGUCAUGAUUGGAGGUCUGUUUGCCAUUCAUGAUAAAAUGCUGUCCUCAGAAGUCUAUCCCAGACGACCAGACAUCCGGAGGUGUGUUGGGUUUGAAAUAUCAGCUUUUCUCCAAAUGCUUGCCAUGAUACACAGCAUCGAGAUGAUCAAUAAUUCAACGUUAUUACCUGGAGUCAAACUGGGGUACGAAAUCUAUGACACUUGUGCAGAAGUCACGGUGGCAAUGGCAGCUGCUCUGAGGUUUCUUUCCAAGUUCAACUGUUCGAGAGAAAUUGUGGAGCUUAAGUGUGACUAUUCUAGCUACAUACCAAGGGUUAAGGCUGUCAUAGGGGCUGGGUACUCGGAAAUAAGCAUGGCUGUCUCCAGGAUAUUGAAUUUACAGCUCAUGCCACAGGUGAGUUACGAAUCAACGGCAGAAAUCCUAAGUGACAAAAUUCGCUUUCCUUCAUUUUUCCGGACGGUGCCCAGUGACUUCUAUCAAACCAAAGCAAUGGCCCACCUGAUUCAGAAGUCUGGAUGGAACUGGGUCGGCAUCAUAACCACAGACGAUGACUAUGGACGACUGGCUCUCGACACUUUUGCAAUUCAGACCAUGGCAAAUAAUGUGUGUAUAGCCUUCGAAGAAGUCAUCCCAGCCUUCCUCUCAGAUGACACCAUUGAAAUCAGGAUCAAUCAGACACUUGAGAAAAUCAUAGCAGAAGCCCAUGUCAAUGUCAUUGUGGUGUUUCUGGGGCAGGUCCAUGUGUUCAAUCUCUUCAGUAAAGCCAUCAAAAGGAAUGUAAACAAGGUCUGGAUUGCUAGUGAUAAUUGGUCGACUGCUACCAAGAUUACCACCAUUCCUAAUGUUAAAAGGAUUGGCAAGGUUGUGGGGUUUUCCUUUAAAGAUGGGAAUAUGUCCUCUUUCCAGUCCUUUGUUCAAAACCUGCAUAUGUUUCCCAGGAAUCAUAACAAACCCUUAAAUGAAUAUGCCAUACUCUUGUCUGCCUGUGCUCACGUCAGGGACAGUGAUUUCAGUCAAUGCAUUUCCCACCACUCUCAUGGGACUUUGGCCUACAACGCUCACAAGGAUAUAGAUGGGAACUUCUCCCUGAGAAAUGACAUCCUGUGGGAUUACACUGAGCCGGGACUUGUUCGCAGUAUCCAGCUUGCCAUGUUUGCCCUCGGGUAUGCCCUUCGGGACCUGUGCCACGCUCGAGACUGCCAGCAGCCCAACGCCUUUCAACCAUGGGAGUUACUCGAUGUACUGAAAAAUGUGACAUUCACGGAUGGAGGGGAGCUUUUUCAUUUCGAUGCCCAUGGGGAUAUAAACACUGGAUAUGACGUUGUGCUCUGGAAGGAGAUCAAUGGCCACAUGGCUAUCACCAAGGUUGCACAAUAUGACCUGAAGCAUGACGUCUUUACUGUCACAAACCAGGAAACAAAAAAUGAGUUCAGGAAUCUUAAGCGAAUUCAAUCCAAAUGUUCUAAGGAAUGCAGUCCUGGACAAAUGAAGAAAACCACAAAAAGUCAACAUACCUGCUGCUAUGAAUGUGUGAACUGUCCCGAAAACCACUACACUAAUCAGACGGACAUGGAUCGCUGCCUUUCAUGUAACAAUGAAACUCACUGGGCCCCUGUAAAGAGCACGACGUGCUUUGAAAAGGAAGUGGAAUAUCUCAACUGGAAUGACUCCUUGGCUAUCCUGCUCCUGACCCUCUCCCUACUGGGAAUCGUGUUUGUUCUGGCUGUUGGCAUAAUAUUUACAAGAAACCUGAAUACACCCGUUGUGAAAUCAUCCGGGGGAUUAAUGGUCUGCUACGUGAUCCUUCUCUGUCAUUUCCUCAACUUUGCCAGUACAGGCUUCUUCAUUGGAGAACCUCAAGACUUCACAUGUAAAACCCGGCAGACACUAUUUGGCAUGAGCUUUACUCUCUGCAUCUCCUGCAUUUUGACAAAGUCCCUGAAAAUUCUGCUAGCCUUCAGCUUCGAUCCCAAGUUACAGAACUUCCUGAAGUGCAUCUAUAAGCCAGUCCCCAUCAUCUUCAUUUGCACAGGUGUCCAGGGUGUCAUUUGCACACUCUGGCUAAUCUUUGCAGCCCCUGCUGUGGAAGAAAACAUGUCCUUGCCCAGAGUCAUUAUCCUGGAAUGUGGGGAGGGGUCCCUCCUUGCCUUUGGCACCAUGCUGGGCUAUAUUGCCAUCCUGGCCUUCAUUUGCUUCAUAUUUGCCUACAAAGGCAGGAAAUUACCUGAGAAUUACAAUGAAGCCAAAUUCAUAACAUUUGGCAUGCUCAUUUACUUCAUAGCUUGGAUCCCAUUCAUCCCCGUAUACGCUACUACAUUUGGCAAGUAUCUGCCAGCUGUGGAGCUUAUCGUUAUUUUAAUAUCUAACUAUGGGAUCCUAUGUUGCACAUUCUUCCCCAAAUGUUAUGUUAUCCUUUGUAAGCAAAAUACUAACACAAAAUCUGCCUUUCUCAAGAUGAUUUAUAGCUAUUCUUCCCACAGUGCAGACAGUGUUGCCAUGAGUCAUGUUUCACUGGUUUCCACUAACAGCAACAUCACCACGGCCACUCCCAGCUCUGGUGGCCAGCCUGCAGCCUGGCAGAAAAGCAAAGAUCUUCAGAUACCAUCAUGUGCACACACAUGCAAGGAAAAUGCUACAAGUGCAUCUAAAACUUGGCCCCGAAGAAGAACUUCAAGUAUAUGAAUGCGUCCUUAAGAGAUGGCAUGUUCCAGCAUAAAAUGUUUCUAGGGUCUCUGUAUUUAAGAUGUACAUUUACUUUCCAAGCAAGCAUGUUCUAUGUGUUUCUUCACUGUCAGCAUUUUCACCAACAUUUUGUUGAAUACUCCCCCUCUGUCCAACCAUCCGUUUAGCAAAGAAAGUAGAUUCCUCAACCCGAACCUUGCUUCAUUGCCUCUUAUGACUUCCAUCUGCCUCUGUCUUGACCUCCUUUCUCACAGGCACAUAGUUAAAGGUAUCUCUCCCCUAGUCAAAAUCAGCCCAUGAUGUAGCAUCCUUAUCUCUUCCCCACCAGUUCUUUCAAACCUCUUUGUUGGGUCCUCUCCUUGUCUCCUGAGAACCUUUACUUUCCCAUCUCCACUGCCCAGUCCAGCUGCAGAAGCCUUUGGGCAACUACCUUGUGCCAGGGGAUACUAAAUGCAAAGGAACAGAAGGAUCAAGGCAUCAUUUCUGACUCCCAGGAGCUCAAAAUCCAGGGGAAGACUGUCACAUACAGACAUGCACAACUCAGUAUGGGAAUUCUAUGAUUGUAAUCUGUAUGGGACAUUCUAACCAUAUAGUGAAGGCACUUAGCCACCCUGGUCAAUGAUGAAAGCCACAUAGAGGAUGUGAUGUUUAGCUGAAAUCCUGAAAGAUGAAUAAGAGUUAGCUAAUCAAAGCAUGUACAUAAAGCUGUUCCAGAUAAAGAGGGCCAGCAGGAGCAGCCACAGAAAGUAUGUUGAGGGAAGUGCAGUUAUUUUGGUAUUACUAGAGAGGAGUCCUCUUUCGCAUGCAGAGGCCAAGGUCACGAAUGAGUGCCAAAGACUGGAGUCUUCUUAUAAGGAGCUUAGGUCUUCAUCAUAUGGCUAGAAGGUGGCCAUCAAAGUUUCUGGCAGAAAGAUGACAAGUGCAAUGCUUUAUUUUAGGAAGAUGACUCUGAGACAGGGUAGAGGAUAGAGCCAAGCUGAGAGAAGACUAGGAUCUAUACCAGGAAGAGAAAAGAGAAAAUGUAUAUGUAAUCAAACUGUAUAGAAGAUGAUAAUAUAUUUGAAAUAGCUGGUGAAGGAUGAAGUAUAGGCUUCUAGUCCGGCUUGUUGAAGGGUGCCAUCGAAUAAAAUCAGUGUUUAGAAGGACAGCGUCAUUGUUGACUUGUGACCCAUUAGUUCUGAAGCCACUGAAAUCUGGUUCCUAGUUACAUCACUCUGCUGAAAUUGUUACAGAAAAGUUACCUGUGACUUUUUACUGUCAAAUUCAAUGAUCAUUAAUGACAUCUGUGGUAUAAUUUAUCCUUAAUUUUUUCUUCGUUCUCAUUAUAUUUUAAAGUUUUCAGUUAUCAAAACUCUUCAAUCUGAUGUAAAGGCUCUUUUGGCCCUACUCUGACAUCCCUGACCACUUAGUUCUGGCCUGUGCUGCUGGUAUGUCCUCCUUCACCUGACUCUUAAAUGUGGGUCUUCCACAGAGUUCCAGCCUCAAUUUAAACAUCUUUUCUGUCAAUACACUCUCUCACUACAUUAUUAUCCAACUUCAGGUCUUAACUAUGACCCAGACCUCCCAAAACCACACGGUCCAGGUCACUCUCUAACCAUCCCACCUGCUUGUCCCUCUAACACUUCAAAGGCAGUAUGUCUAAAAUUCAAUUCAUUCUUCUUCUCCCAGCUCCUGCUCCUCCUGUUUUCCAUUUUUCGGAAUGCUGUAUCACCUCUGGACUAAGCAGAACCUGGGAAUUCAUCCUAUCCAUCCUUGAUGCCACUCUAUGCUGUACUCUUGUACAUCAGCUGUUUUUUAUUUUCUAACUCCCGCACUUCCCCACACCCUUGCCGUGAUCCUUAUCCCUCUCACUGCUUCCUUAACCCAGGCAUGCAUCAAGUCUUUCACAGACUGUGCGAUAGCCUUCUAAUUUGACUCUGCUCUCCCGAUGUUUCAUCCCAAACUACAGAAGUUUUCACUAAACCUUCUACUCAUUUCCACUAGAUAUGUUUAUAUAACUUAAACACCUCUUUGCAUUACUCAGUUGUUUUAAGACCUGCAAGGAGUCCUAAUUUACUGCUUAGUCUAAAUGUAUUCACGUACAAUAUGGUGGUAAUCUCUCAUUCGGUGAUUAAGGGUAUAGUAUAUUCUGAUGUACAGGAACAUGGUAAGAAAUGAGUGGUCUGUUUGUGAUUUUACUGACUCAUUGCUCUGUUGAUGCCAAAACAGUUUCUCCUAUUGACAUGAGAGCAAAGCUGCAGGAGAGCU